Molecule: messenger RNA, 531 nt
Organism: Ilex paraguariensis (yerba mate)
Lineage: Eukaryota; Viridiplantae; Streptophyta; Magnoliopsida; Aquifoliales; Aquifoliaceae
Source: the annotation of a GenBank genome assembly
AUGAUUCCAAAUGGUCAUCUUGAAAGUAAAGUGAAAGCUGGGGAGCAUUUAGAAAAGUCACAUGAGACUAUUGACUUAAGGACGUCACAGGCAUUGGCAGAUUUCAAUGAUAUUAGCCAACAAGUUGGGGAUCCAUUGCAAGGGAGCUUGAGCACCACUGCUUUAGUUGCAUCAUUGUUUAGGGAAUCUGUGCUGAAAUUUGGUUCCUCUUUGAAAUGUCAAAUCCAUGUUCCAUUAUUCUUAGUCAUCGCCCUUGCUGUCAUUCUCCUCCUGAUGCAGAUUAGCAUUCUGGUAUUAUUAAGUAGAUACCAGCCGGUACAUGUGUUUCCACAAGCAGACUGCAUCAGUGGCACGUGCAGCAGAGUAGGGGGAAGAGGGGCCGAGACAAUGGCUUUUAUGGAGAGGCAGUUUAACCAUCUUAAAGACGAGAUGCUCAUUGUCGAGAGACUGCUUGAAAAGACGCAGCAUAAUUAUGCCCUAUUGAAACUGCAACUCGAAGACCUAGAGCUUCUUAGAAAGCAGCAGAGAUAA